UCAAAUCCAAUCCCUAAAAUGGAAGAAGCCAAAAGCCAAAGUUUGGAGGAAGACUUUGAAGGACAGGCCACACAUACAGGACCCAAAGGAGUAAUAAAUGAUUGGAGAAAGUUUAAAUUAGAGAGUCAAGACAGUGAUUCAAUUCCACCUAGCAAGAAGGAGAUUCUCAGGCAAAUGUCUUCUCCUCAGAGUAGGAAUGGCAAAGAUUCAAAGGAACGAGUCAGCAGAAAGAUGAGCAUUCAAGAAUAUGAACUAAUCCAUAAAGAGAAAGAGGAUGAAAACUGCCUUCGUAAAUACCGUAGACAGUGUAUGCAGGAUAUGCACCAGAAGCUGAGUUUUGGGCCUAGAUACGGGUUUGUGUAUGAGCUGGAAACUGGAGAGCAAUUCCUAGAAACAAUUGAAAAGGAACUGAAGAUCACCACAAUUGUUGUUCACAUUUAUGAAGAUGGUAUUAAGGGUUGUGAUGCUCUAAACAGUAGUUUAACAUGCCUUGCAGCAGAAUACCCUAUAGUUAAGUUUUGUAAAAUAAAAGCUUCCAAUACAGGUGCUGGGGACCGCUUUUCCUUAGAUGUACUUCCUACACUGCUCAUCUAUAAAGGUGGGGAACUCAUAAGCAAUUUUAUUAGUGUUGCUGAACAGUUUGCUGAAGAAUUUUUUGCUGGGGAUGUGGAGUCUUUCCUAAAUGAAUAUGGGUUACUACCUGAAAGAGAGGUACAUGCCCUAGAGCAUACCAAAAUAGAAGAAGAAGAUGUUGAAUGAAGAUUCACUAUGUCAAUAUCUCAUGUUUAUCCUUUAGGUAUUGGAUGAUGGUUUUGGUAGUAUCUAUAUUGCUUUAGUGAACACAGAGUAUGGGCAUGGCUAUGCUAAUUUGACAAAAAUGAUUGAUGCAACAAUCGAGUUAUUAGCAUUUCUUAGUAUUAGUUACUCAAAUUGAUACAAUGCUUGACUACAAAACAGAGCUGUCUUCAGCAACAUUAUUAGUAGACAAAGAGGAUGUGGAUAAUAUUAUGACAUUUUUCAAAAAUCCCUUUCAAGUUAUGUUUUGUCUUUUUUACUCCAUUUUCCCUCCUCACUGUUAUUAUUUGGACUUUUCAAAUUACAUUAUUCAUUAUAAUUUUCUUUGUGUAAUAAAAAUGAAAUCUCAUGAGGAAAUAAAUUUUCUAUUUGAAGUC
Molecule: messenger RNA, 1172 nt
Organism: Pan troglodytes (chimpanzee)
Lineage: Eukaryota; Metazoa; Chordata; Mammalia; Primates; Hominidae
Gene: PDC
Product: phosducin
Exons: 3
Coding region: 19-759 (246 amino acids)
Biological process (GO): regulation of G protein-coupled receptor signaling pathway
Cellular component (GO): photoreceptor outer segment
Source: RefSeq, a predicted model, not a curated record